This is a messenger RNA of Lathyrus oleraceus (garden pea), 489 nucleotides long. RefSeq lists its product as uncharacterized. NCBI's taxonomy places the organism in Eukaryota, Viridiplantae, Streptophyta, Magnoliopsida, Fabales, Fabaceae. The record is from RefSeq and is a predicted model, not a curated record. The transcript is spliced from 2 exons. The coding region runs from base 1 to 489 and encodes 162 amino acids.
AUGACAAAUGUUGAUGAUGUUGGUAAUUCUGAUACAACGUUUCGUUUGUUGUUAAAUGUUUGUUUUCUUAAAGGCUUUAUUGUUGGUGACACCUUAGUUUGUCAUUUGAGUAAACUUGAUGUUAUCCUUGGAAUGAGUUGGUUGGUGUUCAACGGUGUUUAUAUUAACGGUUAUGCCAAGACUGUAAUGUUCCCAGAGGUAGAAGGAGAUGGAGAGAUGAUGUUUAUAUCUGCUAAGCAAGUAGAAGAAUUAUGGAAAGAGGCGGCACAUGUGUUCACUAUGUUUGGUGCUUUGGGAAUCAACAAAAAAGAUGUUAUGGCAGAGCUACCGGUUAUGUGUGAUUUUCCCAAAGUGUUUGCUAACAAUAUCAGUAAUUUUCUGCUAGAGCGUGAGGUGGAGUUUUCUAUAUACGUUGUACCUAGUACUAGUCCUGUGUCGAUGGCUCCUUAUAGAGUGCCUGCUUUGGAGCUGAGCAAGCUGAAAAAAUAG